AUGGAAUACAGUUAUGAUACAAUAUACUACUAUGUGUACGCCCUGCCGCCAACCUUCUCUAGCCCUGCCGCCGAGGAUCACCGCCAACGCUUGCCCGCCACCUUUCUUGGGCGGUUUCCGACUCGCCUGCAGCUGUCAGAUCUCACCUCGCCGCCGCCAACGCUAUCGUUCGAGCUGAACGUCCUCAAGCUUGCCCCGCAAUUCGUUCAAUUUGGCCCAAUCUGA
Molecule: messenger RNA, 225 nt
Organism: Puccinia triticina
Lineage: Eukaryota; Fungi; Basidiomycota; Pucciniomycetes; Pucciniales; Pucciniaceae
Exons: 3
Coding region: 1-225 (74 amino acids)
Source: RefSeq, a predicted model, not a curated record